Malaclemys terrapin pileata is the source of this 9327-nucleotide messenger RNA. It is a transcript of the gene TTL, whose product is annotated as tubulin tyrosine ligase. The transcript is spliced from 7 exons. The record is from RefSeq and is a predicted model, not a curated record. Gene Ontology annotation, biological process: protein modification process. NCBI's taxonomy places the organism in Eukaryota, Metazoa, Chordata, Testudines, Emydidae. Bases 736 to 1869 code for a protein of 377 amino acids.
GGCAGUUUGUACAGCGCCGAGCACAGCCAGGGCCUGCUGGCGCCGCAAUCCCCAUUUCAAACCCCCCUUCCCCCCCAGCCGCUGCCGCGGCCCCUUUCCCGAGCGGGGGUCACGGCCCGGGGAUAAGCGGCGCAGGGCGGGGCUCUGAGCGAGGCGGGAAGCGCCGUGACGGGUUAGGGGAGCCCCGCGGCUGGGCACCGCCCCCCCCCCGAAACUCGCCCCCUCAGAGAAGUUCCGGCCCGGCCCCCUCCGCUCCCUGACCCGAGCGCGGCGCGGGGCGGGGCUCGCCGCGGGCAUGGCGGGGGCGCGCGGGGGCAGGGCCGGGCUCGCCGCUCCUGGCCGGAUCCCGGGCCCGUGAGCCAGGCGGCGGGGCCGGGCAGGGGGCAGGGGGCGGGCGCUGUGGGCAUGAGGAGCCCGAGGAGAGCCUGGCUCUCCCCCAGGGCUUAGAGAAAUGCCCGAGGCUCUGCCCUGAGGAGACCGAGCAGCGUCCAUUGCCGGAGCCGGGGGCAGGCCCAGGCUCCCCGAUGGGUUUGCCGGGGGAUCAGUCUGUUCCUGGACGGAUUCUAACCCCGCGCCUGGCGGCGCCUGGCCGAGAGCAAUGCCUUGCUGCGCUCCUCUCCGUGCCUGAAUCCAGCCGCUUGGGUGGGAGCCGGGGUGCAGGAGACGUGUUUUUGUGAGCUGCAAACCACGCUGCCGCCAAGCUUGUGCUGGAAGUGGCGAGUGUUGCAUGGGACGAUGUACACUUUUGUGGUACGAGAUGAGAACAGCAGCAUCUAUGCUGAAGUGUCCAAAAUACUCCUGUCCACCGGACAAUGGAAGAGGCUGAAAAGAGACAAUCCCCGAUUUAACCUGAUGCUGGGGGAGAGGAACAGACUGCCCUUCGGGAGACUGGGUCAUGAACCUGGACUUGUGCAGCUGGUAAAUUACUACAGGGGAGCUGACAAGCUUUGUCGCAAAGCUUCCUUAGUGAAGCUAAUCAAGACGAGCCCUGAGUUAUCAGAAUCCUGCACAUGGUUCCCAGAAUCAUAUAUGAUUUAUCCAACUAACCUAAAGACUCCAGUGGCUCCAGCGCAGAAUGGAAUUCGCCAUCUUAUAAACAACUCCAGGACGGAUGAAAGGGAAGUGUUCCUGGCCUCCUACAACAAGAGAAAGGAGAGUGGGGAGGGGAACGUGUGGAUAGCCAAAUCCUCGGCCGGUGCCAAAGGUGAAGGAAUUCUUAUUUCUUCAGAGGCUACUGAACUUCUGAACUUUAUAGAUGAUCAAGGACAAGUGCAUGUGAUUCAGAAAUACCUUGAAAAGCCUAUGCUGUUAGAGCCAGGCCAUCGCAAGUUUGAUAUUAGAAGCUGGGUUCUAGUGGACCACCAAUAUAAUAUCUACCUCUACAGAGAAGGCGUUCUGCGGACCUCUUCAGAACCAUACAAUAGUGCUAAUUUCCAAGACAAAACCUGCCAUUUGACCAAUCACUGCAUACAGAAGGAAUAUUCUAAAAACUAUGGGAAGUAUGAAGAAGGGAACGAAAUGUUCUUUGAGGAGUUCAAUCAGUAUCUGAUGAGUUCUUUGAACAUUACACUGGAAAGUAGCCUGUUAUUGCAGAUCAAACAAAUAAUAAGAAGCUGCCUUAUGUGUAUAGAGCCUGCAAUCAGCACCAAACACCUUCACUACCAGAGUUUCCAGCUCUUCGGCUUUGACUUCAUGGUAGAUGAGGAACUGAAGGUCUGGCUAAUCGAAGUCAAUGGGGCCCCUGCCUGUGCACAGAAACUUUAUGCAGAACUUUGCCAAGGUAUAGUGGAUGUAGCCAUCUCUAGUGUCUUUCCCCUCAGUGACAUAGUGCAAAAGCAGAGCCAGCCAUCAAUAUUUAUGAAGCUGUGAUGACAACAUGACCAUCUUAGCGACACACAUGGAAGAGCUGCCGUGUAUCGAUUCUGAGGGAAGGCUCUUGGAUCACUGACUUUAGUAUCAUGCCAAAAAGGAGGAGAAAGAGACAACUUUUUGGAAAUUCACGAGGAAAAUAUAAAUAAAAGAAGGCUUCCAAGGAGAGUCCAGGAUGAGCCAAAGUUGUUCAGACAACUCUGCCUGUGUUUCACCAAACUUUGCUUUGGAAACAGCUCAUGUGACUUUAAUAACUGAAGCAAAUCUCUCUGGGAGAACAGCAAAAUAAUGUUUAAAAAAAACCAGGGAUACAAUAAUAUUGUAUUAUCUCGUCCUUUUCUAAAAAGAAACCUUUUUUCCUUUUUUUUGUUUUGUUUUGUUUUUUAAUAAGUCAAUUUAAUGAAGAGUACCAUCGAUGUGGGUUUCUUGGUUCAUCACCUGCUGCAGUUUUAGUGCCUUAGCUCAGUCCCCAAUAGGUAACUCCUUUUUGUUCCUGCUCCAUUUGUGUAGAGGUGAAAAGCGGUCUUAUUUUGUGGGAUGUGUAAACGAAGAAAAAAUGAAUUUAAAGUCGGUUUUAAAAUCAGCUAGCGAAACACCCAGUAACAAUAUGGCAAAAGUGGCACUACUGAAGGUACUGUAUCUAGUGCGAUGAAGUAGCCUAGGGGUUGAAGGAGGUUUUACUUACUUGUAUCCAUUGUCUAAUGAGAUCUGAAUCGGUUGUCCGUCAGUCUGAUGCAGUUGGAACCCCUAGAAAACAAAUACUGAGCCCCUCUCCCACUGAUCUGCAGUUUUUAGGGAGUCCAGGUUGACACUCUUGUUGAGCCCAUUGCUGUAACAGAGUCUGACUUUCUUGGAAGGCUUGUUCAGAGGGGCAUUCAAAUGAUCUUAGUUCAGCUCUUUUUUCAGCUUUUAUGCUUUGAAUCCCUUCAUUUUUGUUAACCAAAAGAACGCCAAGGGACCUUGGCAGCCUCUUGAAGAGCUGCUUAUGUACAUCUUUUAACUCUCCAUCUUAUUGUAAUGGCUCGGAGGGUUGAAAAUAAAAGCCUUUCAACCCAACCAGUUUUCUCUCUCCCCAUUGGCCUCACAUGGCAUUUUUCAGCACUUACGAGUCAGCCCCACCAAAACAUGGCUGUGCUUUUUACCCCAAGCAUCAUCAGCCAGUAGAAAUAGGCUCACCUCUUGGGGAAAGCAUUUGAUGAUCAGCUGGUGCUGCUGUAGAACAGCAGGGAAACUCUUGUUGCAUAUUGCGUUGUUAUAUUGUGAUAACCUUUUAAAAAAAAAAUGUUAGGUCAGUGAAUGUAGAAACUCACAUUUUUUAAGUAUAACCUAAAUAGUUAUGUGAAAUCCUGGGAACAUUCCCCACAUCAUAAACAGCCCCUUUAAGUUACAAUUUUUAACCUAAAUAGGUUGGCUGUGUCUCUUGUAGAACACAGUGGGGUCCCUAGUAGCAAACUGGGUACUAUAGAUCGUAAGUGUGUUCCGUAUUGCAAUACAGUGUGUUGGGAAUUUUCAGUAGGAAUAGAGAGGUCGAAUUUUAAAUUUAAUCUUAGUGCUUAAGAAGUAAUAGUCUGUGUCUGCAAAUGACUAAUGCUAACAAGAUCCCCUUUUUUAAGGAAACCAGUAAGAUUUCUAUAAGCUAUUAUGCAUUUUCAAUACUGAGAUGCUGCAGUUCUCCUACAUGCAUUGCAUGUUGCAUCCUAGCAUAUUUUAGUUCUAUGAUUAGAUUUUUUUUCUACAUAUUUUAAAAGGUCAGUGAAAUGCGGCAGCUUCCUAACAAACAAGUGUGCAUGACUGAGCAAGAAGCAGAAUCUGAUACGGAAAGGCAUGAGAGAAUUGUUUAGAGGAAGGAUUUCUCUUGUGUGGUGCAUGCUCCACACAGGACACUGUUGAGGAACACUGACAUCUGCACCUGAAUCAAAUCCAGCAAGAGUUCUGGCUCUGCUGGUCGGAACAGAACUACGUUCUGUUGUCUCUGACAGUUGCUUUGGGUUGAGGAUACUUACAUUAAUGACGGUGACCCAAGCUAAAGAAAAGUGGCUCCUGCUACAAAAAAAACGCCACCUUUAGGAGGUUCCAAGCUUCUGAUUGGCUGAGUUUAAUAAGCAUUGAGUUAAGUAGUAUAAUUUUUCCCUCCAGUGACAUGUCUGAGCACUCUUACACACUUACUUCGACUUAGGGCUGAGAUUUCCCAUCUCUGAAUUGUUACCAGUGUAGAGCUCUGUGAAUGAAUGAACCUGUCCUACUUUGCCAAGUCACUGGUGUUCGUAAAUCUUGGCUCUAUAGCAAAGGGAGAGACAGAAGCAUUUCUGUGAGGUGUACGGAACUUUAAAUCUCAUUGCUAGAGCACACUGGGGAAGUUUCUGUUCCAUACCUUAAUUAUUUCGAUCCAGAACAGCUAGAUUUGGGGACAGACUCAGCCACUCAGCUUAAAAGUUUGUCUAUUUGAAAACUUUGGCCAGGUGGCUGUCAGAUUGUCCCCCGCAUCCCUUCUGCCAAAGGGCUUCAUGCUCUUGCUGGCUUCAUUUAUUUACAGCAAGUAAAUAACUUCAAAACUCUUCACACCAUUGCUGCUUUUCUGCAGAUCUCUGCAAUCUAGCAUUGAAGCUGCAGAGGUCGUUUCAAUUGGUGUGAGUUUUCUGCUGUAACGCCAGUUGAACAUCAUCUGUACAUCAAGCCAGACUGCAGGUGAGAUAGAAAACAUCAGUAAAGAUUCCUUGGCUGAAUAGCAUUCUUUCCUUAUAUCAGCUGGCAAAGAACAGGCCUUAUUCUAGGGCUAUGUCUACACUAUUGCAGUAAGUCGACCUAUGCUACGCAACUCCAGCUACGUGAAUAAUGUAACUGUAGUCGACGUACCUAAGGUUGACUUACCGUGGGAUCUACACUGCAUCCUGUUGACUUACCUUACUCUUCUCGUCGGGGGUGGGAGGUAGAGUGCAGGGGUCGACUGGAGAGCGACCUGCCGUUGCUUUGGCGGGUCUUUACUAGACCCGCUAAAUGGACUGCCGGUGGGUCGAUCUCAGCAUAGAUCCCUGCCAUAGUGUAGACCUCCCCUAGGACUUGUAUGGGGAUGCCUGAGCUCACUGUCAAGAGUCCAGUUACCUUGCUUGGCAGAGGGGCAGUGUAAGGCCAGGAAUUCUGUUUUUCAAUAGGAGUAGCCAGGUGAUUUGAGUUGGGUUUUCACAGCUGCAGAAAAAGAAGGAAAAAUGAUUUUAAAAAUUAACUUGAAGUCUCCGUUACUGGGGUGGCCAGGAAGCCCAUGAGGGGGACGGACAGGGUUUGUACUGAAAUGAACCCACAGAAAGCCUCAGUGGGGGAUGUUGGAUAAUCCUAACUCAUGUGACUACAAGCCUAAUAAGGACUCGGGCUCUAUCAUUAAAACAUCAGUCAAUAUUUGAAAUGUAUGCCCCUGUUAGUGUAAUCUGUUAUGGACUCCCAGGUACUGGAGUUAUAUAUAGGGCUGUCAAAAUCCAGUGGCCAGAAGAUUGCCACCAUCACAUAAGUGUGCUGCUGCUGUGCAAACUUCUCUUAAGCAAUAAGUGUGAAAUGAGCUCAAGUGUUGUAUAUAAAUAUUUGUGAAAAUUUGAUGGCAGAUGUAAUGUGCAUUUGAACUAUCAAGUGGUUGAAAUAUUGUAUUCCAGAAGUUCACAAGGAAGACGGCUCUAAUUGUGUGUACAGUGAGCUCACAUGUGUGUGGGGGGGUAGAAGUUCCAAAAGUGGAUGUCUAAAUUAGGGUCCUACGUCCAUGUAGAGGCACCUAAAUAAGGGGCCUGAUUUUUCAAUAGAGCUGAGCUCCCAGCAGCUCUCAUUGAGUUCAUGAAGAAGCAAAAAAAAGGCACAAGUCCAAAUUUUAAAAAGUUCUUUUUAGGUCACCUUUUAUUUCCAUUUCACUGAUCGCAGUAGUAGCUAGAGAGUGAAGUGCAAAUUAAAAGCCAUCUGGCUAAUACCAGUCAGUCAAAUGAAAAUCAAAGGUGACUUUAAUUGAAAGUGAUGACUUUAAAAACUGGGUUUUUUCCUGAUGUAGAGGAAGUGGUCCUGAAACCUGUGGUGGGGUUUGGCUUUGUGCAUGUUUUUACCUUUACAAAUAGCAGGAAUGUCAGUUUGGUGUUGGAGGAUGUGUACUGUGAGCUCUCAUUCAUCGAAGAGGGAUGGUGGUUUGGACAAAGGCUAUGGCUACAGUAGAAAAAAGGUGGGGAGGUGGUAAGCCCAUGUUAGAUAACCUGUGUUAAAAUCCUAGUGCAGACAAAGCAAGUUGUAGCUUUACCACAUGUUAGCUGGUCAAAGUAACCCCCAGGUUACCCCCUAGAAUUUGCCUCACCAGAAUGUAUUAAAACCACACAUGCUUUGCCUGCACUCAGAUUUUAAUGUGUUAGCUAACCUGUUUCAACACUCUCAUUUUUCCCAGUGAAGACAAGGGCUAACAGAUGUCCUUUAUCAAGAAUGUUUAUCAGACAUGGAAGUAAAAUAGGUAUGAACUAAAAAAGAGUUUAAACUAAAACACUCCCCCCUCUCAGCUUUCACUCUUGGCUCUUGUGAUACCAAAAUUUGACUAGCUGGUUAGCCAGUUAAGACUGGGCUGGAAUGUAUAAAAUAACUUGGGGAAGGGGGGAUCUUAAAGGUCUUAGGCCUUUUGUACAUCAUAAAGAAGUGAAGAAAAGGCACAAGCCCUGAGGCAGUUGACAUUUUCUUCCUUUUCAGGUCACCAUUAAGAAUUAGUAAAAGUUCAGUAGCUGUGUUCCUAUCGGGAACUUGUUUGUAUAGGAUGUAUACAUAAAGGAGAAUAGCUGCGUAGGGUGAGUCCAGCUCGCUGGGGCAGUAGAACCCUUCUCCAAACAUGCUCUUGUAAGCAAGAUGUGUGCUGUGCUCCUAGGAGAGACUGCUAGAGCAAAACCGCUGGCAUAGUGUGAGCGAUCCAUCAUGCUGCAGUGACUCCAGGCAGCCUCCUCCCACCCUGGUUUGAUGGUCCCGGGAUGAGCCGUGCAAUCGGGUAACAGUAAUCAUGGGACUACUGUCGUUCAGGUGUGGGAAAGGCAGAGAGAGAGAGCUUACUUGCUGUCAGGAUGUGCAGCUUCACUGGGGUUACCUGCUGAGCAGCUAGGGACUGUCCUCUGUGCCCAUUAUUUUACAGUGGGAGGAAAACAGCACAGACUCCCCCGCUGUCUAGCUACCUGACAGAGCCAUCCCAGUGCAGUUAGCUGGGAUGAGAUUGGGAUAAUCUUAAUCCUUGACAGCCCCAAUGUUUAUGGGACAGAUCAACUGCACGAACAUAGCUCCCCUCCUCCCCACAAAUGAAGAACCGCUCCCCCUUGUUAUACAGCAGUGGCCCAGUACUGCAUUUACAGUGGCACUGUAUGGCAGUGUUCUGGACCAUUUCUGUAUCAGUCUGUAGUCCUGUCAUUGAUAGGUACUGGGUGAUGACUAGCUCAAUAGUUUACGUUCUCACUGCACAGAUUCCCUGUCUUGGAAAGAUGACCUCUUGAUAUUAUUUGAUGGUAUUGUCAAACUUCAGUCUAUCAGCCCAUCUCACCGUGAACAUUACCGUUGACUUUGUCCUGUUUUCAAGUUUGGGCUCCUUAGAUUUCUUGAGUCUAGGAGGAAAUAAAAGUUGGAACAUACAUUGCAGUGUAUGUAAUGCCCUGCCACCCUAGAGCACCUGCUUGCUGCCUUUGGGACAAAUUCUGCCACUGUAGAGCCACAGUUAACUCUGGACAUCAGAAUGGGGAGCCCCGCAUUUCCAGUCAAAUCUGCACCAACCAGCUUCCUUUUGUUUUAAGCAACCAAUUUAAUGUAUUCACGUGUAGAGUUUCAGGUACAUAUUUGUUUGACCUUGAGGUUGGUUAUAAUAGACCUCCAGUUGAUGAUCUCUUGCAUCAAUCAAAAGUCUUAAACUAAGGCUAUAGCUACAUUGGCACUUUACAGCGCUGCAACGUUCUCGCUUAGGGGUGUGAAAAAGACCCCCCUGAGCACAGCAAGUUACAGCGCUGUAAAGCACCAGUGUAAACAGUGCCCCAGUGCUGUAGACUAAUCCCCUCGGGGAGGUGGAGUACCUGCAGCGCUGGGAGAGCUCUCUCCCAUCGCUGGCAUGCGACCGCACUCGCACUUCAAAGCGCUGCCGCGGGAGUGCUCCCACAGCACCGCUUUGGAGUUUAGAGUUUAGCCACGGCCUAAGGGGUUUCACUAUAUUCCAAACUAACUGAAUUCUGUUUAGUGAUGAUCUGAUUAUUCACACAAUACCUGUUUAACUUUUCUCACCCUUUUUAAAGAUGAUUAUCAGGUUGCCAAAUUGCUGACUGGUUUGCCAUAUUCUUCAAAAGGCCUUUUCUCAGAAUUCUGCAAGGUUCAUUAACUGACAAUAAUACUGGGGGGAGGGGAGGAGGCAUUUAUUACAGCAGAAGAACAGUGUGUAACCUAUUUCCCCAUCCUUUAUACCCUACUUAUAUUUGAAAUAUAAAAUAUUUUUCUAUCUUCCAUGGUGGUAGUAAUUGCCGAGAGAAAACAGCAGAAAGGUAACUGGUUUCUAAAAUACUGGGUGCUCGCACUAAGGAAAUGUAUUUUGUCCAACUACCAAAAUGUCUUUCUGUAAGGGACUUGUUUUUGAUUGAAGAGUUAGAACAUUGUAUACUUGUGUGUAAUUUUAAGUUAAGAUCAUGAACUUUUUAAAAGAAAUUGCAAAAAUUACAUUUUCUAACUUAAGUCCUAUAAAAGUUUAUUUGAAAAGGCCUUGCUUGUUAAUGAGCUCUGGAAAGAGAUGGGUGCUGCUUUUCAAGAUGAUGCAUACCACCCUACAGAAUGUGAUGGGUGCCUAGUCUGAUGCAUUGUAUCCUUUUGUGUCAGUCAUGAGAAGGAUUUCAGACAUGGGCUCUCUGAAUCAGGGCCUCAUGGAACUGGAAUCCUGGAAGUUUUCAGUUUGUCUGUGGCUUGUCUCAUACAGGAUAGGGGGAAAUCCCCAUUUUAAAAUUCAUUGUGAUUGUGCUACAACUGUAAUGUGCUCCCAGUCCAUUUCAGAGGCUGACCACAACAGUCAAACAAUGAGGAAAAUGCUGAUGCUGUCUAAGAAACCAGCUUCAUUAAGGAGGUCAAACUUCUGUAUCACAUUGUAAUCAAGCCCCUUCAGGACUGCAUGCGUGUGUAUGGUCAAUGCAUUUCUUGUUCUCUAAGCAUUGUUCUCUGCUAAGAGGAAAACACUGUGCAAUAAGUCAGAGUUGUUAAUAAUGUUCCAUUAUCAAUGUCAGCUAAAAUAGUCUGUGAAAAACCAUAACGUUGAAAGGAUCUGUAACGAUCACUGUAGCAUACAUAAAGAGCUCCUGAAGUUACAUCAUAUAGAUCUUUAGUUUGUGUUUUCAAAUUACUAUCAUGAUGUGUGUGUAUGUAUGUGUCUCACAGGAUUUGUGAGCCGUGCAUGGUUCUCUGACAUUUGUAUUCAACUCUGUCCUGAAUAACAAUUAAAGAGAGAGAAUCUUA